CUAUUAUCGACGUUCAGCAGAUACUUCUUGACUAGUCGCGUUUCGUCUCGCCAGACUGAAGCCAAACUGAAGAUCGCUAAUGGAGAACAAACUGACACACUGACUUAAACUGGUUAGAUUAUUUCCUGCACAUAUAACACAGUGGUUUUGUCUCAAGAUGGCAAGUCACGACGGAUGCCACUAUGACGAGCGUAUGGGCUUCUUCUACAACAACAGCAACAUAACCUCAACCGAGUGGGACCAAACGCAGCUCAUCCUGGUUCAAUGUGUUGGAUCCAUUUGCUGUGGUUUCAUCUUAGUGGCUAAUGCUCUGGUCAUCACAGCGGUGAUCACCAACCGGAGGUUUCACUACCCCUUCUAUUAUCUCCUAUCCAACCUCGCAGCCUCAGAUUUUCUCGCCGGCAUCGCUUACGUGUAUCUCAUGUUUAACACAGGAAAAGUAUCUCACGAACUGUCAGUACAGGUGUACUUCUUUCGGCAGGGUCUGCUCGACAUAAGCCUCUCGGCGUCCCUGGCCAACCUUCUGGUGAUCGCCCUGGAGCGCUACAUCUCUGUGAUGAACUGGAAGAUUCACAGUAAUCUCACCAAACGUAGGGUGACCCUCCUGAUCAUCCUUGUGUGGGCAAUCUCCAUAUUUAUGGGCACCGUGCCUAGGUUGGGCUGGAACUGUAUUUGUAGUCUGAAUUUGUGCUCUAAACUGGCGCCCCUCUUUAGCCGGAGCUAUCUGAUCUUCUGGUCUGUGUCCAACUUGGUGCUUUUUCUCAUCAUGGUGUGCAUUUAUUUGAGGAUAUACAUCUAUGUGAUGAGGAAGACCGUGGUUUUGAAGGCUCACACGUCUGGAUCUAUGAAUCGCAAGAGGACACCGAUCAAACUGAUUAAAACUGUGAUGACUGUACUGGGAGCAUUUGUGAUCUGUUGGACCCCUGGACUUGUGGUUCUUCUCCUGGAUGGACUCAACUGCAACGGAUGCGACGUCCUUAAGUUCAAGCGUUGGUUACUCCUCCUCGCCGUCCUCAACUCUGUCAUGAACCCGAUAAUCUACUCUUAUAAAGACGAGGAAAUGUGGACCACCAUCAAGAACCUGAUGUGUUGUGUGUGCAGUGGAACAAGACGUCAGAGGUCGUCCAAGGCCAACAUUAAACGCAACUCGGCCCAGGAGACAAGUACCAGCCUCAAGGAGAACACGAUGGAGGACAGCAAAGUGUCCACACAGGAGAUGCUGACAUCCUGAAUUUUUCAUAACAUGGUGCGGCAUUGCUCUUUAUUCACUCCAGUAUGGAUGAAGUAUUAGUUAGGCUGAUACUCAAAGACUUUGAUUACAAUAUACAAAAGGAAGUACUCGUUGUAUAUUUUAGAGAUAUUCCAACUGUUAGGCAAUGAAGAAUGAGUAAUGUGGGAUAUUCAGAUUGCCUGCAUGAAUGGCAAUGCAAAACAUGUCAAAGCAUGCUGUACUUGACAAGUAAUAUUUGUGUACCUGUUGAUUACUCUGUAGUAUACUGGUCUUCAAUAAUGUAUGUAGUAUGCAGAUCAUGUUAUAUGCUGUAAAUAUUACCUUAAAGAUUUUUUUGUAACAUACUGUCAAAAGCAAACUUGUGGGAAAAUUUGCCACAAGUGAGUACACUCAAAAUGUUCACGCAUUUCUAUUUUUUUGUAAGAUAAAGUACAAAAGUAAGUUAGUUCAUUUGAAUUUUAAACAUGUCUGCUCUUUUCAUGUAAAUAGAGGUAGUUGCCUCAAAUGUACAACAAUCGCACAGUAUUCUGUAUACAUUUAGAUUAUGUACACUGCCAGAUUUGUUGUCUUUGAGAAACCAUAGAAAAGAUCAUGGAGCAUAUUUUGAUGAAUGCCAAAACUUCUAUAAGUUCUUUAAGUGUAACGCAUUUAUCAGACCAAACAAUAUAUGCUUUGAACACUUAAUCACUACUAAAAAUGUCUGCAUUUUAAAUUAUUUAACACUUGCAAAUAAUUGGUAGUAGAGAUACACUGUAAAUAGAACAGAAAAAUGUCCAGGAAAGAUUUAUAAAUGUGUUUAACACAGUAAUUUGAGCCUAAAUGAGUUUGUAAAUAAAACUGUCUGUAUAUAUUAUUUUGCAUUAUCCUCGACCAAAAAUAAAAGAUACCAGAAAACUAAAAA
Messenger RNA from Triplophysa dalaica, 2132 nucleotides. It is a transcript of the gene lpar3, whose product is annotated as lysophosphatidic acid receptor 3. Gene Ontology annotation, biological process: G protein-coupled receptor signaling pathway. The coding region runs from base 158 to 1231 and encodes 357 amino acids. Gene Ontology annotation, molecular function: lysophosphatidic acid receptor activity. NCBI's taxonomy places the organism in Eukaryota, Metazoa, Chordata, Actinopteri, Cypriniformes, Nemacheilidae. Gene Ontology annotation, cellular component: membrane. The record is from RefSeq and is a predicted model, not a curated record. The transcript has 3 exons.